GAGGUACUAAUAGCAGCUGAAGCAGCAGCUAAAGCUACAGCUGGUUCACCGCGAGAGGAAGAAGGAGUGUGACUGGAGGGAGCUUGUCACUCCCUAGCGCUAGCAUUAACCACAAUCCCAGCAUCUAUAGGAAGGCAGAAGACAAAAACUGAAUGGUAUAGAUCAGACUUAUUUCCCUCAGACUUUCUUUCCUCAUUGAAAAAGAAAAUCAGAAAACAUGCCAGAGCAAAGUAAUGAUUACAGGGUGGUGGUGUUUGGAGCAGGAGGAGUUGGCAAAAGUUCACUGGUCCUGAGAUUUGUUAAAGGCACCUUCAGAGACAGUUACAUCCCUACAAUUGAAGACACUUACCGGCAGGUGAUCAGCUGCGAUAAGAGCAUAUGCACUUUGCAGAUUACUGACACAACAGGGAGUCAUCAAUUUCCUGCCAUGCAACGCUUGUCUAUUUCCAAAGGACACGCAUUCAUUUUGGUCUAUUCAGUCACCAGCCGGCAAUCUUUGGAGGAACUCAAGCCCAUUUAUGAACAGAUAUGUCAGAUCAAAGGGGAUACGGAGAGCAUUCCAAUCAUGCUGGUGGGAAACAAGAAUGAUGAGGAUCACAACCGAGAGGUACAAACCACUGAUGGAGAAGCCAUGGCCAAAAAAUGGAAAUGUGCCUUCAUGGAGACAUCGGCUAAAAUGAACCACAAUGUCAAGGAGUUGUUCCAAGAGCUGCUGAAUUUGGAGAAACGUCGGACUGUGAGUUUACAAAUUGAUGGCAAGAAAAGCAAGCAGCAGAAAAGAAAAGAAAAACUGAAAGGCAAGUGUGUGGUCAUGUGAAAGGAUCCUUAUUCUGGAGCAGUCAUGCAGAUGUCUUCUUCUGACUGUACCAGAUUUCAUGCCCCCUAAGCCAUGGGAAAAUUGAUGGAACAGUCUUAUUAAUAGCAAUUUUGAAAGAAAAGUACCUGAAUCAAGCAGUUGUUUGCAGUAAAAGUACUUUCAAGAAGUUGUCUUUUCAUAAAUUAGCCAUUAAUGAGAACAAAAUUGUUCCAAAGGCACAAUGGUAUCUAACUUGCAGAUCAGAAACAAUAAUAUUUCCAUUAAAAAGACUUUUGCUAGCAUUACUAUUGCAAUGAAAGGAUCUGGUAAUUACUCAUUUAAAGAUAAACACUAGUGUUUUAUGCAGAAUUAUGAAAGAUGAAUGUGAGUGUGUAUGCACAUCCAUAUACACAUAUUUGGCAGACUUAAUUUAAUUUUAUUUAGGUGUUAGAAAAAUGACUUUCCUAGAUUGUAUUUUUUCUCCCUCUUCUGCUGUAUCUUGUUUUUAUUCUCACUGAUUCCUUACCCUCCUAAGUAAUGUGUAAAAAAAAAUAAUCUUGCCUCUUGUAGCCAGUGCAUGGGCAAAGCUCAUUACCUUUCAGCUCUACUUGCAAAUAGUUCAGUCCAGAGAUGGCAUGGCAUGGAAAUUAUUAGAAAAAAGGAUACCUGGGAGAGGAAAUAGUUUUUGACCAAAACACUAUUUCUAUAGUUCCUAACUUUCUUUAUAUUUAUUUCUACCAAAUACCAAAUAAUAUUAAUGAUGUUCUGUAAUCUGAAGAAUUUCUAAUUUAUAAGGUUAUUGAAUGAAUUACAGUUAUAAUCCAUAAACUGUGAAGAGUUAAAACAAAUACAAUUAAUUUACUAUAGACUGGUUAGGAAAAUUAGUGUUGGGGAACAGUCAUGUGUUACAUGAAGGACAACCAAAGAACAUAUUUGUCGAUAUGGCACAGACAGGGAGGUCCAUACCUUUUUGCCAGAAGUGCACUGAUACAAAUUCAACUGAUAGAUGUGGAUAUUUUCUCUGUAAUAUUCAGCUUCAGGAAGAAAGUCGAAUGGUAACACCCAUACACUAGUUCCAAAAUCUGAUUGUUCCCCAGACACAUACUGUAUAUGCCGGCAUUUAAGGCGACCUGGCAUAUAAAAAUGACUCCCGUCUUUGGCGCCGAGUCGCAUGCCUAGAACGUCGUCUUAUACGCCGGAAACUACCAGUAUUUCCGGCGUAUAAGACAACUCGGCGUAUAAGAUGACCCCCGACUUCGGCGCCAAUUUUAAUGCUUGCGUAAGUCACCUUAUACGCUGGCAUAUACAGUAAAUAAAACCACUGAGACUAUACUAGUCUGGAGCUAGUGCAGAUAAUUUUUUUUACCAGUAAUGGGAAGAAGUAAGAACGAUUUUUCUUACUUCUUCCCUAAUCAUGUCCCUUAAAACAGAUAAACAGUACAUCCCACUCUAGUUGCAGCAAACUGCAAAAGUUGUGUCUAUGAGGAUGGAUCCACCAGGAAAUUUUAAGUGAACCUUGGAAUUAGGAAAAUUUCAAAAACAAAAACACUCUCAUUCCUCAAUAAAUCCUUUUCUGUGCACAGUAGACAUCAAGGAGUGCCUCAUCAUCAUAUUCUCAACAAAUCUAAGCUGAAGCUUCAUUUUAAAGAUGAAUCAUUUAGUUAUAUUUACCAAAGAAUAAUAAUCUUAACUAUGUUUCAUUGUAAUCAAAUAUUAAUUUAAUUUUUCUUCCUUCCUCAUUAUCCAUGCUAUAUCUUAAUUUGGCCCCUGGUUUGUCAUUCAGGCCAAAUAUGGUCCUAAAUUCAAAGAAAGAUGGCCACCCCCUUGGAGAAUAGUUUAAGAUUCUCUGAAUCUUAUUUGCAAACAGAUGUGGAUUCAAGUUAGGUUUGAUGAUCUUAAACAGACAACUGAAACCUCUGCAUUUAUAUUAUAGCACAUGAAUCAGAACAUUUAUCUCUCUUUUUAAGGAGAAUAUAAGGAGAAUAGAGCCUUUUGAAACAAUAUAUUGGUGUUUUAGAAAAUGGCUAUAUCAAAAGUGAGGCAAUACAGCAAAAUAUUCACAAACAUAGGAUGUGUGUUUCACUGUGAAUGUCACUGAAGAGGCUAUUUUAAUGCAUUGUCUGCUUUUAACUAGGUAUUGCUCAUGAUGAUAUUAAUGCUGUGAAUCCUUCCAUCUUAGCAGCUCCAAACAAAUUUCUGUUUUACACAAAAACAAGAAUUGCAGACAAGCAGAAACCUGCCAUAUGAAACCAUAGCUCAUUUCAAAUGGAACCUUUUCUUUUUCAUUUUCUGUAGAGGAGAAAUAAAAAUGGAUGAACCUGAGGUGAAGAUAGAUGUCCUUUAUAAAUGUUUGAUCUUGAUAGAACAAAUGUGUGGGGGGAGUGAAAUGUUACAGCAACAACUUGCACCUUUAAAGUACACACAUUCAUUUGAACAAGAAAAUCUUUCUUCUGAUGUUCCAGUAAAGGAGGGAUGGGGGAGGAAUACUACUUUAAUGGUGCUCCUCUCAUAUGGUUAUUUGUUCCAGAUUGAACCGAGAUGAUUAAUGGUGUACUCAGAAAUGUGGUGGAAAUUAUUUUGACACCCAUUCAGUACAUUCUGAAGCAUUUUCAGGACAUCAAAGUCUGUCAAAAUUUCCUCCACAUUUAAAAACUAUAAGAUAGAUCCAAUAGCUUCUUUUUUGUCUCAGUCAGAAUCUCCAGGAGAAAGAAACCAAGAGCUGAGUUCAUUUAACAUUCUUAGUCUAGUUGGUGAAAUCGAGCUGUCAAUUAGGAUUUUUUUGUAGCUUACCCUGAUAUGAGAACCCAUCCAGUUAGGUUAAUUUAUGAUUUAAGGUAUUGCAUGAAUCCAAAUAGACCUAACUCAUGAACCAGAUUAAGCUUGUGGCCUAAAUUCAUUGGACAUAGCCAUUGGUUUCACUCAACAAAUGCUGUCAAUUCAAACUUUUCCAAAGGAACAGUACAUAGGUAUUUUCAAAUUUUCUUUUAAUUUUUUUGCAUCAGGUUUCUCAUUAGAAUCUUUUUAAAACCACAUGUAAGCACAUGGGCAAUUUGUUUUUAUUUUCUGUUAAACAAGUUGAUUUUCAAACUAUCACAAAAUCCAACAGCAUUUAGUAUGGCAAUAAUUUCAUAUAGAACCACAUUAUUGUCUUCUUUUGUUUUUAAGCAUGGCUUCACUAAAAAAGGUUUUCGUUCUUUCCAUUUGGGAUUCCAUUAAGGAAAAUAAAAACUCAAGACUGAAAUACAUUUUGAAAUAUAAUCUGGUAGCUACUUGCUAAAACCACAUGUUACAUUUAGAAUCUACUUAAAAGCAAUGAAUAUUUUGAAUUAGAAUUUCAGGACCAACCUAAACAUGAUUUAAGAAAAGACAGCUCUUGGUUCCUCUUUCCUUCAUGAAUUUUGCCAACUUCAUUCCUAGCCCUAUUUUUCUUAACCUGCAGAAAAUGACUGGAGCAACUCCGAUAUAUUUUUUUGGAAUCAUUUAGUACUUUAAGGCAUCCUUGAACAUUGAAGUCACCUUGAACAUUGAAGCAUUUCUCUGACUUCCUACAGUAAUAUUUGCUCCAGCUACACCUAUUUAUCAGGGAUGCUUCCUAUUUUACAGUAAUAACUACUGGCUAAUUAGUGUUCUUCUUUGUAAUUUGGAGAGUAGUUUUCUAGCCACUUGCUGUACUUACUAUUCUUCAGGAUUUAUCUUCUUUCUGAAUUAAUUCUGGGGAUGUGGAAAAGAUGGAUGAGGCUGGACUUGAUCUGAGUCAUUUUUGCAGUUGCAGCACUGAAAAAGAGAAGCUUUAGUGAUGAUUAAAUUAAAUCCCAUUGUUUCACGAAUCGGUUCUGUAAAACUACAUACAGAUAUAAGCCAUGAUUUAUUCUAAUGGCAAUGCAUGUGCAUGAAUACCGAGGCACCAGGAAGCACAUAGCCUGCCAAUUCACAAACUCACAGAUGCUAAAACAUCUUUAGAUCUUCCAGUAGGGCAGAACAGUUAGUUUCUUUUUAAUCAAGCCAAAAGAGCUAUGGUUUUAACUCAGUUUAAUAUGAUCAGCAGCAGACAAAAUAGUACCUUCAAUAUCCCAUAGCAUGUUUGUGUGUGAGAAAGGAGUUCCACUUGGAUGCUGCAAAUAUGCUUUCGUCAUUAUAAUCCUGGGAGAUAACUAAAAGCAGCCCUACAACCUACAGCCUGUAACUCCCAGAAAAGCUAUUAAUAGAACUUUCCUUGUAAAUGCAUGACAUCCCUGUCAAAGAAGCUUGUACAAAUCCUUCUUAACUUCAUUCAGUCUAUAUUAUCUAAAAAAAAGACAGUUCAUUUAUUUCCCAUAUCCUGUCUGUGAUUGCAAAUCUAAUCAUUUGUAUCAAGGAAACUGAAACAAUCAAUUUUAAACAUGUAAGUAUCCUAUUUAGAUUCCAGAAAUUAGAAGAUAUUUUAGAUAGUUAUGCAUAUUAGCCUCUGUUAAAUCAGUCAUUAUUUAAAUGAAAACAUAAUAUUCUUCUGUUGCUUGUUGAUCCCAUACUUGUAAUAAUAGAAUAAGCCAUGACUAUAUUUUAUAGCUUUGCAUUUACUGGGGCAAGGCUACUAUACAAGCAAUAUUUAUUGUUGGACCAGUAAUUCUAAAGUAGGUAUGUUUUAUAUUAUACCCUUUUGUUGUAAUUUAUAACAGAUUUUACAUAUAUGUGUGUUUAUCAAAAUACAUGUUCACUCUUACAAUGUAAAGUUUUGUGGGAGUUUUUUAAUAGAAGACAGAAAUUCUUAGAGAAUAAAUAGUUAUUUGGUUUGUUACAUUUGUGGUUUAUUUUCAGGUGUGAUAUUAAUAAAUAUGAGAUGUUUGAAAAUCAAUAUUCACGGACAAAAAAUAACUUGUUUCAACUUGUCAAGGGAUGCCAGCAUCAUGAAAAUGUAAUAUGGAAAAUUAUGCUGUUCAAAAAGCAUGAAUUUUAUAUAAGUCUGCAAGCUAUUGAGAUGCAUAUUCAAGAGUAUUUAUUGUUAUAGUUUCAUUCAGUAAUUUUUAUUCGAUAGUGUUUAUCAUGUACUUUGUGCCUUCGGGUUUCUAUGUUCCCUGUGAUAUUCUAUAGAUAAAACAGAAAAAAAAAUAAACACUUUAAAUGACAAA
This is a messenger RNA of Crotalus tigris (Tiger rattlesnake), 5901 nucleotides long. It is a transcript of the gene DIRAS2, whose product is annotated as DIRAS family GTPase 2. The coding region runs from base 218 to 817 and encodes 199 amino acids. Gene Ontology annotation, cellular component: plasma membrane. Lineage: Eukaryota; Metazoa; Chordata; Lepidosauria; Squamata; Viperidae. Gene Ontology annotation, molecular function: GTP binding; GTPase activity; GDP binding. Gene Ontology annotation, biological process: signal transduction. The transcript is spliced from 3 exons. The record is from RefSeq and is a predicted model, not a curated record.